Molecule: messenger RNA, 4832 nt
Organism: Annulohypoxylon maeteangense
Lineage: Eukaryota; Fungi; Ascomycota; Sordariomycetes; Xylariales; Hypoxylaceae
Exons: 5
Coding region: 128-4585 (1485 amino acids)
Biological process (GO): DNA replication; lagging strand elongation; leading strand elongation
Cellular component (GO): alpha DNA polymerase:primase complex
Molecular function (GO): chromatin binding; purine nucleotide binding; DNA replication origin binding
Source: RefSeq, a predicted model, not a curated record
CCAAUCCAAUUGACUUACAAAUUACAUCUACACAAACAACCCCCCUCAUUUUCAAUUUGAACAAUUUGAAUAUGAAUUAUUCUUCGUAAUCCAUACUCAGAACGUUGUUUAAUCUUCUCCAAUCAAGAUGUCUAAGGCAGCUAGCAGACGGAAUAAACUCGCUGAGCUGAAAGCUCUGCGGGCUGCUGGCAAAAAGGCCUACGACACUUAUGAGCUCCAAGACGAAGGAGAUCUAUACGAGGAAGUUGACGAAAACCAAUAUAAAAAAAUUGUCCGUGAUCGUCUAAACCAAGAUGACUUCGUCGUCGACGACAAUGGGGAAGGUUAUGCCGACGAUGGUCGAGAAGAUUGGGACCGAGUACAUACUUAUGAAUCCGAGAGCGAGGACGAAGUGUUACUUGGAGGAAAGCCUCGCAAGUCAGACAAGAAGAAACGUGACGAAGAAAAGGCAAAGCGAGACGCGAACGAUCGUGACAUAAGCGAGUUCUUUAGGAAAGGCCAAGGUGCUGCUCAACCGAAGCCAAAGGUCGUGAAAACCGAAGACGAUGAAAGAUUCCUGUCGAAUCUACUUGGUGACAUCGAUUCAAACAUACCUACCCCUAUCCCGCGAGCCCCGAAGCGACACAGAUCUCCUGAACGACGUAGAGCCCGUGUUCUGUCGCCUGUCCGAGAGAGUCGCCAACCAGCCACCAAGAAAGCAAGGCUUAGUGAGGAACGAGUAUUACCGACACCGCAAGCAGAAGCUGCUCCUAUCGACGAUGAUGACUUCCUCCCGCCCAUGGACGACGACGAUCUUUCGCUGCCGGUUCCUGAUAUACUUAUGAGCGAAAGUGGUCCGGCCCCCUCAUCUCCCACGGCGGCAGCCGUAGCACGCAAGGCUCAAGUUAAGAUCGAGCCUGUGGAUGAGGAUGAAGAGAUGAUGGAAGUUUCUCAUGCUGGAGCAGUCAACGCUGGCAGUGUAAACUUGUCUGCCUCUCGGCCUAUCAAGAAGCUAGUCAAACCUGAUCCGUACCCUUCUCCCGCCAGCUCGUCUCCAGUCAAAGCCAACGAGGCUGCUGUUGAUUCGUCGUCAUGGAAUGAUCUCACAAGUAAACUGAAUGUUGUGAGCAGUCCGGUUACCAACAGCAGAGUUGUUGGCAAGGUGGACUACAAGGAUGCCAUUGAGGAAGACGGCAGUCUCAACAUGUUCUGGAUAGACUACGUGGAGGUCAAUGGCUCGCUUUGUUUGUUUGGUAAGGUGCUAAACAAGAAAACGAACUCCUACGCAAGUUGCUUCGUCAAAGUUGACAACAUCUUGAGGAAGCUAUACUUUCUGCCUCGCAAGUAUCGCCAAAAAGGCGGACAAGAUACGAAUGAGGAAGUAGAAAUGAUGGACGUAUAUGCAGAAGUUGAUGAGUUUAUGACGAAAAUGAAAGUCGACAUGCACAAAAUAAAGCCUUGUACUAGGAAAUAUGCUUUCGAGCUCCCUGACAUUCCAAAGGAAGGGCAGUAUCUAAAGCUUCUAUACCCCUAUACGAAGCCUCAAAUCCCCUCAGAGAGCAAAGGAGAGACCUUUUCUCACGUGUUCGGUUCCAACACUGCAUUAUUCGAACAGUUUGUGUUGUGGAAGAACAUUAUGGGCCCUUGCUGGCUCAAGAUAAGAAAUGCCGACUUCAGUACUUUGAAGAAUGCUUCUUAUGCUAAACUCGAUGUCCUCAUCCAUGACCCCGACACUAUAUCUUCCAUGAGCGACACUGAUAACUUGGACGCACCCCCUCUCACGCUCAUGAGUCUAGCUUUGCGAACCACGUUCAACGCAAAAGACAACAAACAAGAGAUUCUUGCGAUAAGCGCCCGUAUUUAUGACAAUGUUUUACUCAGCGACACUACACCUGCAGAGAAGCUUUCUUCAAGGACGUUCACGAUAAUGAGACCGAAUGGACCUGCGUUCCCGAUAGGCUUCGAGAAGCUGGCUUCAGAACGAAAGAAAGCAUUUACCAAAUUAUUUAAACAAGAGGGAGAUAUCUUGUCCUUCUUUUUAGCUCAAGUUGACCUUGCUGACCCCGAUGUAAUUCUUGGACAUCAACUCGAAGGUGUUGAUUACAGCGUCCUGGUGAAUCGACUACACGAGAGAAAGACCCCUCAAUGGUCGCGACUUGGGCGAUUACGCAGAGCCCAAUGGCCAACCUCGAUAGGGAAGACAGGCGGCAAUGUAUUUGCAGAACGUCAGCUCAUGGCUGGCCGUCUCUUAUGUGACCUUGCCAAUGACGCUGGAAAGUCUGUUAUGUACAAGUGCCAGUCUUGGAGCUUGACAGAAAUGUGCAACAUCUACCUCGGCGGAGAUACUCGCCGACGAGAUUUUGAUAAUGAUGUUGCACUAAAGACAUGGGCGACAGAAAAGAAGGGUCUAAUGGACUACGUAACACAUAUGGAAGCGGACACAUAUUUCGUGGCUGCGUUGGCCUUGGGUACCCAGAUGCUACCUUUAACGAAAGUCCUGACAAACUUGGCAGGAAACUCUUGGGCUCGAACGCUGACCGGCACUCGAGCUGAACGAAACGAGUACAUUUUACUUCACGAGUUCCAUCGCAACAAGUAUAUCUGCCCCGACAAGCAAUUUUUCAAAGGCCGAUCCAAGGUUGAGGAGGACAAUAACGAGGAUACUGCGGAAAGCAAAAAGAAGGAUAAAUAUAAAGGUGGUCUAGUCUUUGAGCCGGAAAGGGGUCUAUAUGAUAAGUUUGUGCUUGUCAUGGACUUCAACUCUCUAUAUCCUUCUAUUAUUCAGGAGUUCAACAUCUGCUUCACCACAGUUGAGCGCAGCUCAUUAUCUAAUGAUGAAGACUCAGUACCAGAGGUUCCGACGCAGCAAGACCAAGGCAUAUUGCCAAGACUUAUCGCCACCCUCGUUAGCCGACGACGAGCAGUCAAGUCGCUCAUGAAGGACAAGAGUGCUACACCGGAACAGCUCGCUACAUGGGAUAUCAAACAGCUUGCUUUGAAACUAACAGCCAAUUCUAUGUACGGAUGCUUGGGAUACGACAGAUCUCGUUUCUACGCCAGACCCCUUGCCGUUCUCACAACCUACAAAGGUCGUGAGAUUCUCCGCAGUACCAAAGAACUGGCAGAGUCGAAAGCUCUCCAAGUUAUUUACGGUGAUACUGAUUCCGUCAUGAUCAACGCCAACGUAGACUCGGUUGCGGACGCACUCAAAGUCGGACAGGAUUUCAAAAAGGCCGUCAAUGAGCGAUAUCGCCUAUUGGAGAUCGAUAUUGAUAACGUCUUCCGACGUAUCUUGCUACAAGCCAAGAAGAAGUAUGCUGCCAUCAACCUUGUGGAAGUACCUGGUGGCAAGUUCGUUGAGAAGAUGGAGGUCAAAGGUCUUGAUAUGAAGCGCAGGGAAUACUGUGCCCUAUCAAAAGAGAUCUCGUCUCGCAUCCUUAAUGAGAUCCUAUCUGGUGAUGAGACCGAGGUCUCCGUCCAGCGCAUACAUGAGUAUUUGCGCGAGAUAUCAGGCAAGAUGCGAGAACACACAAUCCCCGUCCAAAAAUACAUCAUAUAUACACAACUAGGCAAGGCACCGAAGGAAUAUCCAAACGCAGAUUCUAUGCCCCAAGUCCAGGUCGCUCUUCGAGAAAUUGCACGAGGCAAGAAUGUCCGUCGCGGCGACGUCAUAUCGUACAUCGUCACCGGAGAUAGUAGUACAACAUCAGAACCCGUCGCCAAGCGGUCAUACACACCACAAGAUGUGAUGAAGACCGACUCCGGCCUUAAGGCAGAUAUCGAGUGGUAUAUCGGCAAGCAGAUUUUCCCGCCUGUCGAGCGUCUAUGCGCCAACAUCACCGGAACAUCUACCACACAGCUCGCUGAACAACUCGGCCUCGACGUGCGCCGCUAUGCGAACAAUUCAUCUUUCAACCAGUCGAGUUCCACCGAUCUCGAGAUCCACCCUCUAGAAUCACAAAUCCCCGACGAGAUCCGCUUCCGCGACUGCGCGCGCCUGUCACUGCGCUGCCGCAAAUGCAAAGCCUCAGCCCCCUUCGAAGGUCUCCUAUCCCUGGAACAACUAGAAACCCGCAUCACGCCCCAAGGGAUAACAUGCCCUUCAUGCUCAGCACCAAUCCCCAACCUCAGCAUCGUAGCACAAGUAGAGCACGCAAUCCGUACAUCAACGGCAAGGUACUACGAAGGCUGGCUCGUCUGCGACGACUCAUCCUGCGGCAACCGCACGCGGCAGAUGUCCGUGUACGGCACACGGUGUCUCGGGCCGAACGGCCUCGCAUCAGGCUGCCUCGGGCACAUGCGCUACGAGUACGGCGAGCGCGACAUGUACAACCAACUCGUCUACUUCGCCUCCCUCUUCGACGUCGACAAGGCCCGCGCCAAAGCCGCCUCCGGAACCACCGGUCUCGGCGGGAAAGGGAACGGAGGAAGUCUAGACGCGGAGGAGAAGGCGAGGGUUAAUGCGCUGGCGGAACAUAACCGGAUUAGGUUUACGACGGUUAAGGGCGUGGUGGAUAAGUACCUCGAUAAGUGCGGCCGCCAGUGGGUUGCGAUGGAUACGCUGUUUGGGAAGUUGGGGUUCGUGGCUCCGGCUUCUGCUGCGUGAUGGGUGGAUGAGCUAGAGUGGGUAUGUAUGUGCCUGGUAAUGAGGGGUUGGAAGCGGGAUGGGUUGAGUGGGUAUUUCAGUUGCGGGAUUUUUAUCUAUCAUGGCGAUGGGCGUUUCGGAUGAGGGUGCGGAUGCGGGAGAGUUACACAAGUAUAUAGGUAGUGGUUGUGGUUGUUGAGUAGGUAGUCUACAUACAUACAUCGUCGAGUAGAGCAAGGCACGGGUUUCGUGCUUUCGUCUAAUGAAC